This is a messenger RNA of Phyllotreta striolata, 1105 nucleotides long. Lineage: Eukaryota; Metazoa; Arthropoda; Insecta; Coleoptera; Chrysomelidae. The record is from the annotation of a GenBank genome assembly.
AUAAUAUUAGGUUAGGUGCUUUGUUUGUAAUUUGUGUUUAAUUAUUUGUUAAUGAUUUAUAUUAAACUUACGCAAUUAUGCUAGAAAAUUAUCCAAGUAUUAAGGAAACAAAUAAAAUUCUUAAGGACGCACAAAAUGGUUCUAUAUGUUCCCUGCAGCAAUUUUCAAAAAAAUACCCCGAACAUCAUUGGAGUGCAAUUCGUUACGAUACAACAGGCGAUACAAUACUACACAUAGCUGCGCGUUCGGGCCACGUGAAUAUUAUUCAUUUUUUGAUGGAUAUUUCGGACGUUUUUACGGUAGAUUGUAAAAAUAACGACGAUAAAACAGCUUUACACGAAGCGUGUCAAUUUGCUCGACUGGACGUUUGCACUUUACUUUUAAAAGCCGGGGCCGAUGCGAAUGCACUAAAGAGAGCCGAUUGGACCCCUCUGAUGUUAGCUUGCACGAAAAUAGUUGGAGAUACGAAUUAUAAGAUUGUCGAGUUACUCCUAAAGCACGGAGCGUUGGUAAAUUGCAGGAAUAAAGACGGUUGGACUAGUUUACACAUAAUUUGCAGAGAAGGGGAAUCCAACAUAUUACAUCUCCUAGUAAAACACGGCUCGGAUUUGAACUCGAAAACGAAAAACGGUAGAACUUGCUUGCAUAUAGCAGCGUUACACGGCCAUUUAAAUAUCGUCGAAGCCCUUUUAAAAGGCGGAGUGGACGUGAAUGGAAAGGACAAUUGCGGUAAUAGCCCUUUACACGAAGCGAUUCUAUCAGGAAACACGGAUAUUUCUAAAUUUUUAAUCGAUAAUGAGGCGGAUGUACACUGUAAAAAUAAUAGCGACUAUGGGUUACUUCAUCUAGCUUCUUCCCGAAGUAAUAUAGAGACAGUUCGAUUCGUUUUAGAUGAUUUAAAAUGGAAUAUUAACGAGAGGAAUAGCAGCGGUUUAACGGCGCUACAUUGUGCUGGAAGGAAUAAUAAUAUGGACGUUUAUCGGUAUUUAAUAGAAAAGGGAGCUGAUGAAAUGGUACUAGAUGAUUUCAAAAGGAAACCAAGUGAUUAUCUUCCAAGAUAACAAAGUAGUUUUGUUCGAAAUUGAUGAUAAAUUAUAUUUUUUCU